Pungitius pungitius (ninespine stickleback) is the source of this 9634-nucleotide messenger RNA. RefSeq lists its product as uncharacterized. Lineage: Eukaryota; Metazoa; Chordata; Actinopteri; Perciformes; Gasterosteidae. The transcript is spliced from 38 exons. Gene Ontology annotation, molecular function: protein binding. The record is from RefSeq and is a predicted model, not a curated record. The coding region runs from base 1 to 9264 and encodes 3087 amino acids.
AUGACACAUCCUCCGUGUCCUCCGCUCAACCUGACGGCACGGGCCGAGUGUGGAACCAACUCGGGAACGCUCACUUGGGCGGAAAGUAUCAACGCCGUCUCCUACACAGCUACAGCGACUGGUGCGCACGGCCACGUCGUGUCCUGCGCAUCCAACACAACAACCUGCCCAGUGAAGUUGGAUUGUGGAUGGAAGUACUCGGCGGUUGUGGUUGCUUCAAGUGAGACGUGCAACAGCAGCGCCGGAGGAUCCUUGACUUUUGACUCGGCUCCUUGUUUACCUGACAGCGUGGUAGCAGACCUGGACUGCAACGCCAACUCCUUUGCGGUUCGGUGGCGAGCGAGCAUCGCCGGAGCCAACGCCUACAGUGCGAUCGCCAUUGGCAGUGACGGCUCUCGUGCAACCUGCAACUCCAGUAACACAAACUGCACCAUCCGGAACCUGAAUUGUGGCCUCAACUACGGCGUCGUGGUCAAUACAGUAUCAGUCGACUGUGGCACCAUCCAGGGAUCCGACUACAUGAUGCAAUCAGCCCCUUGCAAACCAGAAGCGGUUAUGGUGGAUCUGCAGUGCAGCACUAACAUUGCGUUGGUGACCUGGGGAAACUCUGGGCCCGACCAGACCCAGGCGGUGUCAGCUGUUGACAGCAGAGGAAUGACCACCACGUGCAACUCCAGCAGUUCCAACUGCACCUUCGACCAGCUGACGUGCGGGGAGAGCUACGCCAUCAGCGUGGUCGGCCACACAGACAAGUGCAGCAGUGAACGAGCUGUUGCGGAAACGCUCCAAGCAGCUCCAUGUGUUCCCACCCACCUCACAGCACAAGUUCAAUGCCAGACUGGUAUCACCAUGGUUUCAUGGGACUCAGCGCGCGGUGCCAAAUCAUACACAGUCUAUGCUCGGGGCAAUCUCGGCCACAGUGCCGAAUGUAACAGCACGGACACCAGCUGUAACUCCCUUGACCUGGCGUGUGGGCAGGACUACGCCAUUACCGUGGUGGCUCGCCAUGACUCCUGUAUCAGUUCGGUCAGCGAGUCAGUCAACAUUACCCAAGUUCCUUGUCCCCACAGCGAUGUGCAGGCUUCUCUGGACUGUGACUCCAACGCGGCUGUGGUGUCUUGGACGCCCGGCAGAGGCAUCCGCGAAUACUCCGCCUCCGCGGAUGCCUUUGGCAUCUUGCACAAGCAGGACUGCUCCACCAACGGCUCCUCCUGCAACAUCAGCUCUCUGCGCUGUGGGCAGAGGUACAGAGUGAGCGUCAGUGGACAGGGAGUGAACUGCCCCAGUCCAACAGAGAACUGGCUGCCAAUCACUACAGCGCCGUGUCCUCCGACCCAACUGAGGGUCGACUCUUCCUGUGAAUCAAACAACAUCUCAGUGUCGUGGGAGGCUUCGCUGGGCUCGGCCUCCUACGUGGCCGUGGCCAAGGAUGCACAAGGCCGCCACUGGUCAUGUAACACCAGCAGCACCACCUGCCAGAUGUCCGGUCUGCUCUGUGGACAGCAGUACCAGGUCUACGUCGCUGGUAUGGAUGGAACGUGCAUUGGAGCCAAGAGCGAUGUCAAAGUAUUUAAUACAGCCCCGUGUGUGCCGCAGAACGUACAGAACGGCCUCAACUGCUGGUCUGGUGUUCUCAACGUUACCUGGCAGUCGACCGGAAACGUUUCCUCGUUCCGCGUCUCCGUAGAGAGCAGCGAAGGUCGCGUCAGCAUCUGCGAGACGAAUAAGCUUCACUGCGUAGUGGACAACAUGCAGUGCGGUCUGACCUACAACGUGUCAGUGGUGGCCCAGGAUGAGACCUGCAACAGCUCCCAUAGCCCCAGAAAGCAGGUCCUUACAGCUCCUUGUCCUCCCCAGACCUUCUCACCCAUUAUCAACUGUGCCACCGGUGUUGUAUCGGUGACGUGGAACAGCAGCGCGGCGGGGGUCGUGUACGCGGUGUCUGCGGGCGGCGCCACAGGUCGCCUGCGCAACUGCAGCGGCACAAACCCCGGCUGUAGCCUUGGCACGCUAGAGUGUGGGACAGAGUACAACGUCACCAUCACGCCAUCCAGAAACGGCUGUGUGGGCAGAGACAGCGCCACAAAACUCAUCAAGACAGUUCCCUGUGUACCUCGCUUGAUUGAUGUGGAGAUCGACUGCCUGGUAAACUCAGCCUGGGUGAUGUAUGAGGAGUCUGCAGGGGCGGAGGAGUACACGGUCAUGGCGAACAACAGCCAGGGUGACGUCCGUACAUUUCAGUGUAACUCUACGUCAGACGGGACGUGCCCUCUUCCCCCACUGGUGUGCAGUCAAAACCUCACCUUCACCAUGACGGCACAAAACUGGCAGUGUCCCAGUGCACCAAGCAAUGCGGUCGUGACAGAGACUGCUCCUUGUCCUCCUGGGAAUGUAAAAAAAACUGUGGGCUGCGACAAUCACACAGUCGACAUCUCCUGGUCCGCCACACCUGGAGCCGUGGCGUACACGGCCACGCUGGAGGCGAUUGGCGGAAGCCAAUUUUGCUGCACCACUUCGGGCACCGGCUGUGACAUCACCGAUCUGCCGUGCGGAGAAAUGUACAUUUUGGUUGUUGUGGCUGAGGGCCGAACGUGCAACAGCUCCCAGAGCGAGGGGGAAGUCACCAUGAUGGUGCCAUGCGUUCCUCAGAACCUCAAAGCCAAUCUGAGCUGCAGCAACAACGUGGCCUCCAUGUCCUGGGACCUCAGCUGGGGAGGACAGUAUUACACAGUGAGGGCUGUGGGUGCAGACGGCCACGAGCACGUGUGCAGCUCCAACACGGACCAGUGUGACAUGACGGGUCUGCACUGUGGACAGUAUUACACCGCUUCUGUGGUGGCAGAGGACACAGCCUGCCAGAGCAAAGCCAGCGACAGUGUGGCGGUCAAGACUGGGCCGUGCACUCCUGCAAACGUCUCCUCUGUGGUGGACUGUGGGGGCAAUACUCUGAUUACUUCCUGGUCUGAGAGCUCAGGAGCCGACUCGUACAUCGCUACAGUGCAGGACAGUUACGGUCAGAUCACAACCUGCCAGGGCACAACCAGGGGCUCCUGCAAUGUGACAGGACUCGGCUGCGGUCAGAUCUACCACGUCUCCGUGGUGUCCUCAGAUGGAUACUGCAGCAGCCCGCCCACCCCUGUGGUGGUCACACCUUCAGUUCCCUGCGAGGCGAGACUUAUCGAGACAGUGGUGGACUGCUACAGGCAGAUGGCGGUGGUGACGUGGUAUCCAAGCGGUGGAGCCAUGUCAUACAUUGCCACGGCCACCACCGCGUCGGGCGUCAACGUCACCUGUGAGGCCAACAACACCACCCACUGUGAUCUGGAAGGGCUGCUUUGUGGCCACAGCUACUCCGUCUCGGUGAAAGCUAGAGGACAGACCUGCGGCAGCAUCGCUCACAUGACGGAACUCCUGGUCACUGAGCCGUGCAUCCCCGGGUACAUUGUCACUCAGUACAGCAUGACUAUCGGCCAGGUGCAGUGGGACAUGACCGCUGGUGCCGAUUACUAUACAGUUGACGGGGUAACGCCGCAGGGCCUGAGGGUCUCCUGCAACACGACGGACACCUACUGUGCAUUGUACAACAUGGGAUGUAGCCAGAUGUACACCAUUAACGUCACUGCCAACAAUCCUGUGUGUCGAGGCGGGUCCACCUCCACCGAGUCAGUCACAAUCAUGACAGAGCCUUGCCCGCCCAACAACGUGCAGACCGAUGUGCAGUGCCACAACGGCAUGGCAAUUGUGACGUGGGAGGCCAGUUUCGGUGCAGUGGGCUACGGGGCCCUUCUGGCUGGGCGUGAUGGCCACAGCCUGUCCUGUUACACCAACAACACUUUCUGCAACAUAAAAGGCCUCCACUGCGGAGUCACCUACUUCACAAAGGUCAUUGCCAUUGGAGAAACACUCAACAGUAGCGACUCCAACACUGUCCUGCUGCUCUCAGCUCCCUGUGCAGCGGACAAUUUGGCUACGGAUUUGGAUUGCUACAACAAAACGGCCAGAGUCUCAUGGAGCCCAGCCAAUGGCGGAAUCUCCUACGCGCUGACAGCAGUCGGAGAGGAUGGUCACCGGGCUUCAUGUGAGACGGCCGAGCAGCAGUGUGAAUUGAGCGAUCUGCGGUGCGGUCUGAAGUACAACGUUAGUCUGACGGUGAUCGCCGAUGGUUGUGAGACUGAGACACCCACCAACGUCACCUUCAGCACAUGGCCCUGCCAACCUCUGCAGGUUGGAGUGGACCUGCAGUCUGGGACGAGAACGGCCGUUAUGUACUGGGAGCAGAUGGAGGGAGUGCAGCUCUACGUGGCCACUGCCACCAGCGGCAAGGGAAUGACGCUGCAGUGCAACUCCACCAACUCCACCUGCCAGAUGUCCAACUUGUACUGCGGGACAUCCUACAACUUCUCUGUGACUGCAUUCAGUGAGAUGUGCUUCAGUGAAAUCAGCAGCACUGUGGCCAUUCAGACAGGACCCUGCCAGCCAACUGGCCUCACGGUCAGUGGGUCAUGUGACAACAAGACAGUGGUGUUGGGUUGGUCGGCAGCUGCAGGCGCAUCAGCGUACGUGGUGACCGCCGCGGGAGACCUGGGAUACGUCACAUCUCUCCAAACCGUGGAGACAAGCGCAAAGGCUGAGCUGCCCUGCGGACAGCUGUUUACCUUCACUGUGAAAGCUCAGGGCGAUCAAUGCGACAGCGCCGUGAGCGGGCCUGCAUCCUUCAAGACGGGUCCCUGCGUGCCCGGGCACGUACAGAGCUUCGUUCAGUGUGAGAACAGCCUGGGCUCGGUCAGCUGGGGCAACAGCGACGGGGCCGAGUCCUACUUGGCCAUCGCAGUGGGACGGGACAACCACACCCACGUGUGCACCACCAACACCACCACCUGCACGUGGGACGACCUGCACUGUGGCGAGCGGUACACCGUGCACGUCGUCGCCAAUGACGACCUGUGCAGCAGCACGGCGAGCAACAGCACGUCAAUACAAAUGGGACCCUGUAUUCCUCAGAAUUUGAAAUCAUCUCUAAACUGCACCAUGAAGGUGGGAUCGCUGACCUGGGAUGCCAGUGACACUGCCGAGUUGUACAUUGUGACCGCGGAAACCACAGACCACAAAGUGCAGCUCAGCACCAACGAAACAUGGACCUUCCUCUCCGAGCUCCACUGCGGGCAGAAGUACUUCCUGUCUGUGCAGGCGCUCGACUCCGAGUGCAAGAGCCUCCCCAGUCAGCCGUUAAUGCUCCAGUCCGAGCCCUGCCCGCCCACCGCGGUCACCAGCUUCAUGAACUGCGUCUCCAACAUCGCGGUGGUCUCGUGGACUGGGUCGGCCGGGGCGGAGUUCUACACGGCUACGUUGACGCGAACAGACGGCCAAGCGCAAAACUGCUGGUCUGACAGCACUCAGUGUGGCAUGUCCGGGGUGGCGUGUGGACAGAACUACUCGGUGAUGGUCGUCGCCUCCAACGAGAAGUGUAACUCUGACCCCAUUGAGGGCGAGACGCUGCAGUCAGAGCCUUGUGUUCCUACUGGUGUGCAUGUGAAAAUAGACUGCUCCAAAAACCAGGUUCUCGUGUCCUGGAAUGCCAGCAAGGGCGCUUCGUCCUACAAAGUGACGGCGCAGAGCACUCAGGGAGCCAUGUCCUCCUGCGAGAGUGCACGCCUAAUGUGCACUCUGACCAACCUGACCUGCGGGCAGGUCUUCUCUGUCCAAGUGGUGGCGCAGAAUGACAUUUGCUCAAGUUUACCAAGCCCGGCUGCACAGUUCAAUUCAGUUCCCUGCACACCUAGGAUUGGCUCUGUGGUCCUCGACUGCUUCACCAACUCUGCCCUCUUGGACUGGGCCUAUGCCGCGGGCGCCCUGAACUACACCGCAACAGCUGGUUCUUCCAGCGGACACAUUUCCACCUGUACCUCCAACUUCACCAACUGCGAGCUGAAAGACCUGGAGUGCGGUCAGGCCUAUAAUGUGGUCGCAGUGGCCUCAAAUGAGGAGUGCAGCAGCCCGCCAAGCAUGCAGCUGCAGGUGGAGUCAGUGCCUUGUCCUCCCAAAAAUGUCUCGGCUGCAGUGGACUGCUCUACGAACACGGCCCACGUGGAGUGGCAGGCCAGCCGAGGGGCCGAUUCCUACAUCGUUCACGCCUUCGGCGUAGAAGAAGAUGAAUCUCACUGCGAGACGGACUCGCAGUCCUGCGUCCUCAGAGACCUCAUGUGUGGCUUCACCUACAACAUCAGUGUGUCCGCCGUCAACAGCGUGUGCAAUGUCUCGCGGAGUGACACCACACGGCUGCAAGCCGUGCCGUGUGUACCACAGCAGGUAAAGGCCCGGGUAGUUUGUGAGUCUGGCGAUGUGGCGGUCUCCUGGGAGCCAAGCAAAGGGGCAUCCUCAUACACCACCGUUGCCCAGGGCAACGCCGGCUACGCGCCUACGUGCAAUGGCAACGAGACAACGUGCCUGCUCGAAGACUUGCUGUGCGGCCAUAACUACUCCCUCACUGUUAGUGCUUCAGAUGGGACGUGCAGCAGCGCUGGAAGCUUUGCUGUGCAGCUUGACACAGCGCCGUGCACGCCACAGGGAGUAACAGCUGAGAUGGUAUGUAGUAACGACACGGGCGUAGUGUCAUGGGAAAUGGAGGAGGGUGUGUCCUCCUACAUGGUGGCAGCUUUUGGGCCCGAUGGUGACAAGAUCCAGUGCAACAGCACCGCAACCAGCUGCCAGCUACCCAACAUGCAUUGCGGCCAGCUCUACAACUUGACAUUGACAGCCAAGGAUGGACAAUGUGACAACAGCCACGCCUACCUCAACCUGCAGUCAGCGCCUUGCCGGCCGACCAACGUCAAGGCUGCCCUACGGCACCACUCAAACUCUGCUGCCGUGACAUGGGAGCAAGCGAGUGGGGCGCUCUCCUACCUUGCGGUGGGCGUGACAGCAGAUGGAAGCAACGAGACUCAAUGUAACAACACCACGACCUACUGCGAUCUGAGCGAGCUGCAGUGUGGAAAGACCUACAACGUGAGCGUGUUUGCUCAGGACGAGUCCUGUUCCAGUGUGCAGGGUGACGUGGCGUACGUGCGGACAGCCCCCUGUGCACCUCAGGAUGUGGCUGUUGAUGCACAGUGUGACAAUGGCGCCCUGGCCGUGUCCUGGUCACGCAACCCAGAUGCCCAGUACUUCCAUGUGGCGGCGGUGAGCAACACCGGGGCGAGACUCCACUGCAACUCCAGCGGCACUUCAUGCACCAUUCGGGACCUACCAUGUGGACAGCACUACAACGUUACUGCGCUAUCUGUGCGAGACGGCUGUGAGAGUACGCCAAGCGCUGUGGUGGAGACUUCCUCGGCCCCAUGUGUGCCCAGCAAUGCUCACGGCCGUCUGGACUGCAUAUCAAACUCUGCCUGGGUGACGUGGGACGUCUCCGAGGGAGCCCUCAGCUACUAUGCGAUGGCCCGAGAGGUCGGAGGUCACAACACCAGCUGCACAACCUCCUCCUCUCCCUGCGAUAUCCCAGAUCUGAAGUGUGGGACCCAUUACACCUUCUAUGUCGCUGCUGUCAACAAAUACUGCCGCAGUAAUCACAGCACCUUUGAGUUUCAGACAGGUCCUUGUGCUCUAGCAUCUAUUACUGCACGGACACAAUGCAACAGCAGCACAAUCGUGGUGGAAUGGGAGAUGAAGGGAGACACAACGCUCUACGUGGUGACCGCUGAGGGCGAUGACCACACCCUCAUUUCCUGUAACAGCUCCUCCAACUCCUGUGCGCUCCAGGACGUUAGCUGUGGCAUGCAGUAUAGCAUCAUAGUAUCAACCUCUUCUGAUAAGUGCAGCAGCCUCAGAAGCCCACCAAAGAAGAUCAAAACAGCGCCCUGCGUCCCAGACAACGUGGUAGUGGCAGCAUUGUGUGAGGGGAAUGGAGCCGCAGUGACGUGGGCACGCUCCCCUGUGGCUACAUCCUACCUGCUGACAGCCACUGGGAGGGACGGCCACGAAUCGAACUGCAGCACCUCCGAAAACAACUGCACCCUGACCGCUCUGCACUGCGGACAGACGUAUAACUUCAGCAUCACCGCCAUUGGAGACAACUGCACCAGCCAGCCCAGAACUUCAUCCUACAGAACAGUGCCCUGUGAGCCCUCUGCUCUCACAGUGGAUAUUGAUUGUAAAACCAACUCUGCCGAGCUGUCUUGGGGUGCCAGUGACGGCGCUGUGGAGUAUUUUGGCUGUGCUCAAUCGAUGGAUAGAGACGCCCUCUACUGCAACAGCACAGUGCCCUUCUGCACAAUCAAGGGAAUGGGAUGCGGGGACAUUUAUAAUUUUUCCGUUGAAGCCUCAAACGGGGUCUGCAACGGCUCGUUUAGUCCGCCUGUGCAGGCUGGAGCAGUUCCAUGCCCUCCGACUGUUUCUAAUGUCCGAAUGCAAAGGAUAGGCAAAGCUCACUGGGCCAUGAUAUCCUGGGACAGUGUCAAUUGUUCCGAUGUGGAGUACCUAGUGGAGAUGACCGGUCGAAUCAAUAACAACCCACAGACCCUGAUGCAGGUCUCCUCCUACUGGUUCUCCAGGACUUACUUUGAGUUGCCGAUACCCUGCAGCACAGCUUAUAACUUCACUCUACGUGCCAGGAACUCAGCCGGGGCCAGCAAGCCAUCCAGCACCUUCACUGGAGUCACUGUCCCCUGUGCUCCACAGAAAGUGAAAUACACUGGUGACAUGGUGUCUGCUGUGCUUUCCUGGGAGUCUUCAUUGUUUGCCACAAGUUACAGCGUCUACAGCGUGUCGGGGGCCACCGCAGUCAAGAUUUGCAACACCACGGGGCUCUCCUGCCAGCUGACCAACUUUAACCCCAACACCACUGAAGUGACCGCCAGCAACGCAGAGGGAGAAAGCAUCCCUAACCGAGAUAUCACAGGGGCGGUAGGUUCUCGCAGAAAAAGGGAUUUGCAAGGCAGUGUGAUCCAUGCCCAUUUAGAUAACAGUCUUGAAGUCCCAAAAGUGCUGACAGUAACAGUAAGUGGAGUUUCCUUGUACGUGAAGUGGCUGACCGUAAAGAAUGCAACAGAGUACACAGUCGUAUUGGAGGAGAAGACGACGCAGACCAAUCAGCUGCCGAUAAUGAGAACCGUGGAAGGCCAUUCCCACAAUGAGACGGACCUCAAGCCGUGGACCAAAUACUGCAUCAGGGUGGCAGCCAAAAACCCCAUCGACCAAAGCAACUACUCCAGGCCAAUGUGUAGAACCACGGGUGCUUUGUUAAGAAACACCACAGGUACACCUAAAUAAGGUGUGCAAAGAUUACAACUACAAAGCCGCAACGUUCUUCUGUUUGGAGUACUUCUUGCAUGCCACAAAUAAAUUAUGAUCAAUCCCGAACGUUUAGAUUUGAAAGCUAAUGACUCUUUGUUAGCAAUAGCAUACCUUUUAAUCAUUGAGGCUGGUAUCAUAGCAUCAUUGGGGCAUUAAUGAUGUUUAGUAAAGUAUUGCUUGCUUAGUAAAGUUCUAUUUAUCAAAACUGGUUUUAUUUUCAAAGUUAUUAUAUUCUCUGCAUGAUUGUUGAACUAAAGUAAGCAAAACUUGUAUUUUUCAAGCAACAUUUUCUUUAUGAUGUACUAUGACUUCUCAUUUUAUAAACACUAUGGUAAAUCUUUUGUAA